AUGUCGAAUCAAGAAUAUAGAUUGAAAGACAGUUCAGGUUUCGAUGCACUCAUAUUACACAAAUCAACUGAAAUUCCACAACCAGGACGUGGUGAAGUUCAAAUCAAGUUUCAUGCUUGUUCACUUAACUAUCGAGAUCUAGUAAUCAGUAAAGGAGAGUAUGUAGCUCCAGUAAAAAAGAACGUAGUACCAGGAAGUGAUGGUGCUGGUGAAAUAACAGCGGUUGGUGAAGGAGUAAAACAAUUUAAAGUAGGUGAUCGUGUAUCACCAAAUUUCUCUUUAGACUAUAUAGGUGGAAAAUUAACCGAAGAAGCAGCUACAUCAGGUAUGGGUGGUGAUGUCGAUGGAUGUCUACGUCAUUAUGGUGUCUUUCCAGCAUUGAGCUGUGUUAAAAUUCCUAUAUCUCUCUCUUAUGAAGAAGCUGCAACGUUACCUUGUGCAGCACUGACAGCAUGGAAUGCUCUUUUUGGUUUGCCAAACAAGCAAUUACGACUGAGUCAGACUGUUCUUGUGCAAGGUACUGGUGGCGUUAGUAUCUUUGGGGCACAAUUUGCAUUAGCAGCUGGUGCAAAAGUUAUUCUUACAUCAUCUUCUAACGAAAAAAUUACUUUUAUAAAAAAAUAUCUUGGUGAAAAGAAUGUUUCUACAAUUAAUUACAAGGAAAUACCAGAAUGGGGUAAAAAAGCAAAAGAAAUAAGUGAUGAUGGCAAAGGAGUUGAUCAUAUUCUUGAUGUUGGUGGUGCAAAGACAUUGAAACAAUCGUUAGAAGCAAUUGCAUUCAAUGGAUCAGUAAAUGCUAUUGGAUUUCUUGCACGUAACAAGAAAGACGACGAGAGUUCAUCAAUUGGUGAUAAUGAUACAUCUAUGUAUGCAUUGAAGAAGAAUGUUACUCUACGUGGAAUUCAAGUUGGUAGUGUUGAACAGUUUAAUGAAAUGACUCGGGCUAUUGAUAUGCAUCAGAUUAAACCUCUUAUUGAUAAAGUAUUCAAAUUUGAAGAUCUAAAGAGUGCCUAUGAACAUCAAUGGUCUCAACAACAUAUUGGAAAAGUGGUUAUCAAAAUAACACCAAAUUAA
Adineta steineri is the source of this 1074-nucleotide messenger RNA. The record is from the annotation of a GenBank genome assembly. Lineage: Eukaryota; Metazoa; Rotifera; Eurotatoria; Adinetida; Adinetidae.